Messenger RNA from Lucilia sericata (common green bottle fly), 6218 nucleotides. It is a transcript of the gene par-1, whose product is annotated as serine/threonine-protein kinase MARK2. The record is from RefSeq and is a predicted model, not a curated record. The transcript has 2 exons. Bases 1106 to 5539 code for a protein of 1477 amino acids. Gene Ontology annotation, molecular function: tau-protein kinase activity; ATP binding; nucleic acid binding. Gene Ontology annotation, cellular component: cytoplasm. Gene Ontology annotation, biological process: intracellular signal transduction; DNA integration; microtubule cytoskeleton organization. Lineage: Eukaryota; Metazoa; Arthropoda; Insecta; Diptera; Calliphoridae.
AAUAUAAACAUAUUAUGUAUUUUUAAUAAUUUAAUAUUUCGUUUUAGUUUUUUUUUUAGUUUUGCUUGUUCAUCAUGUUUAUUUUUUAAUUUGUUUAACCUCUUUCUAACAGGGGGUUGGUUGAAUAGCAAUGACUAAUUAAGAAAUUAUCACUGCUAGUAAAUAAGGCGUAGAAUAGUUUUCUUUUCAAAUGCCAAAGUAAACAUUCUUUCUUAUUUUGUACAAUAAAUAACAUUUAUUUUUUGACACAUAAAAAAUUUUCUUGGAGGGUGUUCAAUAUCGUUGCUUAUUAUCUAAUGAAAUCGAUUAAUAAAUGCUUGUGCGAGUUCAAUUAAAUAUUGCAAACUGCAGCAAACAAAUUAAGGUUUUUACAAUAUCAACUAUAAAUCAACUAAAUUUCAGUCAUAUUUAUAACAUAUUUAUAUGCAACGGAAACUACUACAUGAUUUGUUUAUCAAAUGUUUGUUUUUAAAGGGCUUAUCUUAUUUAUUUUGUUAAAAAGAUAAUUGUGUGUAGAAUAUAACUUUUAUUUCACAUGUCUGAAGAAAAGAUUAGUGGUAUUCAUUCUUUACGACCAAAAACUACGCUUCACGCUUCCUAGCCUAAAAACUCGUUGGCAUAUUUGCUACUCUUGGAAAUAUGCCACUUUUGCUUAAAUCAAUUAGCUCCAAUAUAAUAAACUCAGCUAUCUGCUUCAGCUGAGUGAAGUUGCGAGAAGUUUGCAAUAAUAACGAGUAGCUGCAGUUGAAGUUUAGAACAGAGAGCAACAUUAGUUUAAAAGAAGACGCCGCGAGCUUAAGACGUACGACGGAGCCCGUAUUCAUUUUUUUAUUACAAUAAUUUUAUUUGAACUCAAUUUUUCCAUAAACUAAACUAUUUAAUAUUAUAACUGUAUUUUAUAACAUACAUAUGUAUAUUUGAAAUAAAAAUUUAUAAAAUACCAUAAAUUUGGGGACUCAACACGGAUUGUUUGUCGUGAGUGUUUAAAUCCGGGAAAAAUAAGCAAACGAACGAACAGAAAAUUUACGAACCAAACGCGUACGCGUCGAGGAAAGUUAGGAAAAAAGAAAAAAGGAGAACAUUUGUAACGGUCGAACUGAACGAGAUGAAUAUGUACGCAUUGGGCGAUUUUGUUACCAUAAGGAAAAACUUGUCAACGGCUAAACGUGCUGUUGUUGUAGCCUUACACAAACUAGUAUUUGAGAAUGAGGGUGAUCGUCAGAAUAGAGAGAGGUUGAGAGAAUUCGUUGGUUUUGACUUCACCGAAGAAGACGAAAAGUUUCUAGAGAAAACAAAAUACGUUAAGCAGAAUUUGAGUACCGCUGAUUUGGUGUCGAUUUGCAACAUUUUGUCUUUGGACUACGACGUCGACGACUUGUUUUUGCACAUAUUUAUCAACAUGCGAAAAGGAAAUUUAUUAAAUUCGAACGACGUAGAUGAGAGAGACGAUGGUGAAGAUGAAAUAAGUAAUGAAGCUAAUGUUGACGACGACGACGACGACGGCGAGCAUACAAUGGUAAACAUGCGCAACGACGUGGACGAUAAUGCUGAAAGCGACGAUGCUGUUGUUGUUGAAGAUGAAAGGAAAAUGUCAAAGCAGACGAAAAAUUUUAAUGACGGCGGCAGUGUUGGUGAUAAAAAUAACGAAUUAUUAGAAACAAAACCAUGCAUGAGAAAAUACGUUAAUGAGAACAAAAGUAACGAGAAGGAACAGAAUAAGACGUAUGCAGUGGAACAGUAUAACAUGUCAUCUUUUAAUACGCCAAGAUUUUCGAUUAAUUUUCGUGAUAUUGAAGAUUCAAUAAGACCACUUGAUGGAAGUGGCACUAUUCCCAUUGAUGGUUGGAUAAAUGAUUUUGAGGAAACUUCGGCUGUAAUGUAUUGGGAUGAAUUUCAGAAAUAUAUUUUUGCUAAAAAAUCCCUUAGGGGAUUGGCUAAAUUAUUUAUUGCCAGUGAAAGAGGCAUAACAACGUGGAUUAAGUUGAAGCAAGCAUUAAUUGAUGAAUAUAAAACUACAGCCAACAGUGCCCAGCUACAUAAAAUGUUAACUGAACGGAAAAUGAACAAGGAUGAGACUAUUCACGAAUAUUUUUUGAAGAUGAAGGAAAUGGCUUCGCGCGGAAACAUAGAGGAAAGUGCUUUGAUACAGUACGUUAUUGAUGGCAUAAAAGAUUUGACAAUUAAUAAGACCAUAUUAUACGGUGCAUGCAAUUUGAAGGAGUUUAAGGAGAAACUUAAAUGUUAUGAGACGAUGCAGGAAAGAUCUUCUAAAAAAGUUGAUACUAGAACAACUAACAACAAUAAAACUUCUGCUAAAAAUGAGAAGGCUAUACUUUGCUACAACUGUGGUGAAAAGGGCCAUACAUCAAGAAAUUGCAAGGAUAAAGAGAAAGGUAUAAAGUGCUUCAGCUGUAACAAAUUUGGCCACAUAUCGAGAGAAUGUCCAGUUAGAGUAGACAAGGCAAAUGUCAGGCAAUUGGCUGUUGAAAAUAUUAUGAUGGUGAAUGUUAAACUAUCGGAUAGAAUGUGGAUGGCUUUAUUUGAUACUGGCAGCAAAUUUAAUGUUGUAACUGAGAAAGUGUACAAUUCUUUGAAUAAACCUGAACUUUUUAAAUCAGAUUUUUAUCUGAUUGGUUUUGGUAAUACUACGAACGAUAGGAAAAUUAAACCAAUUGGAAAUUUUAAAACCAAGGUUGAAGUCUAUGGUGAGGAGUAUGUUUUGACUUUCCAUGUAGUUCCAUUUGCCUGUAUUGAUGUCGAAAUUAUAUUAGGAAACGAAUUUUGUUCAUUUGCUGAAAUUGGAAUUUCACCUGAUGGCCUGAAGAUAAAGAAGAUUAAGGACGAAAUAGCUGAAGAGGUGCAUAGUAUCAUGGUGAUGGAUGUCUGUGCUGAUGAUAAUGUAAAUACUCUUAAUAUUGGUGAGACCAGUAGUGAAAAUGCUAAGCGCGAGGUAAUCGAAAUGAUACAUAACUAUAAGCCAGGCAAAUGCAAGACAACUAACAUUGAAAUGCGUAUAAUUCUGAAGGACGAGAAACCAAUUUUUUGUAAUCCCAGACGACUACCAAUAAGGGAAAGAUACAUUGUUGACAGCCAGAUUGAACAGUGGCUGGACGAGGGAAUUAUUGAACCUUCAGAAUCGGAAUUUUGCAGUCCAAUAGUUUUGACCAAGAAAAAAGAUUCUACUCCAAGACUGUGUAUUGAUUUUAGAAGAAUUAAUAAAGUUAUCGUCAAGGACCGUUAUCCUCUACCCCUUAUUGAAGACCAACUUGAUCGCUUGCAGAAUGCAUAUAUUUUUAGUACAAUUGACCUACGAAACGGCUUCUUUCAUGUUCCUGUAAACGAAGAAAGCCGAAAGUACACAUCGUUUGUUACGCAUAAUGGUCAAUAUCAGUUUAAAAAGGUUCCAUUUGGUCUAUCGAACUCUCCGGGUGUGUUCCAGCGCCACGUCAAUGCCAUAUUUCGCGAUUUGACUCGUGAGGGGAUAGCUUUACCAUACAUCGAUGACAUCAUCAUUCCUGCAAAAGACGAAGAAGAAGCACUACUCAAUUUAAAACGUGUAUUAGAUAUCAGCAAAGAUUACGGCUUGGAUAUUAAUAUUAAAAAAUGCAACUUUUUGAUGAAGAAAAUUCAAUUUCUUGGUCAUGUUAUUGAAAAUCAACAUGUAUCGCCAUCAGUUGAAAAGACAAUCGCAAUGGUCAAUUAUCCAGCACCUAUGAAUGUUAAACAGUUGGAAAGAUUUCUUGGCCUAGCCGGCUAUUUUAGGAAAUUUAUUCCUAAUUUCUCGAUUAUAGCCAAACCACUUACCGAUCUUAAAAAGCAGAAUGCUAAGUUUGUAUUUGGACACGAACAGAUGACAUCGUUUAAUACUUUAAAGAAUGUGUUGAGUAAUGGUCCAGUACUGAGUAUAUUUAAUCAAAAUUAUGAGACUGAGGUGCAUACUGACGCAUCCAUCGACGGAUAUGGCGCAGUACUGCUACAAAAAUCUCCAGAUGACAACCUUUUACAUCCAGUAUACUAUAUGAGCAAAAAGACAACCGAACAGGAAAGGAAAUAUACGAGUUACGAGUUGGAGGUGUUAGCGGUCAUAGAGGCAUUGAAGAAAUUUAGAGUGUAUCUGAUUGGUUUGAAGUUCAGAUUGGUGACUGACUGUAAUGCUUUCACUAAAACGUUGGACAAAAAGGAUUUGUGUACAAGGGUUGCUAGAUGGAUACUAUUCUUACAAGAAUACGAUUAUAUCGUGGAACAUCGGCCAGGCUCUCAAAUGCGGCAUGUAGACGCCUUAAGCCGACACCCAAUCAUGAUCAUUGCAGAAGAUAGUUUGAUUUCGAAGAUUAUACGUUUGCAAAAUCAGGACGAGGAUCUUAAAAUCAUCAGGGAGAUACUAAAGAACAAGCCAUCAUAUAAUGAGUAUUUUUUGAAAGGAGAUGUCUUAUAUAAAAUGUCGGAUGAUUACGAAUUACUGGUGAUUCCAAAAGGUAUGUACGCCGAAAUUAUAAAAACAGCACAUGAAAAAGGCCACUUUUCCAUCAAGAAAACAAAAGAGCUGAUAUACAAGGAAUAUUUCAUACCGAAAUUGGAAGAAAAGAUCCAAAAACUCAUCUCUAAUUGCAUCCCGUGCAUCAUAAAUAACAGAAAACGGGGAAGACAAGAAGGAGAAUUACAUCCACUAAGCAAAGAGGCAAUACCGUUACACACAUACCACAUUGACUACCUUGGCCCACUCGAAUCCACGAAUAAGAUGUACAAUCACAUUUUUGCUGUAAUUGAUUCUUUCACGAAAUUUUGUUGGUUGUAUCCAACAAAAACUACAUCAGCGAAGGAUGCAAUUUCCCGACUGCAGUCACAGAAUGUCAUUUUUGGUAACCCACUUCAUAUCAUUUCUGAUCGUGGUUCGGCCUUUACUAGCGAAGACUUCAAAACUUAUUGCGCAGAGGAAAAGAUAAACCACAUUCUUAUUACAACUGGUCUUCCUCGUGCGAAUGGACAAGUCGAAAGACUAAAUAGUGUGAUCAUCUCUGUCUUGUCCAAACUAAGCAUUGAUGACCCCUCCAAGUGGUAUAAAUUCGUUGGAAGAGUGCAGCAAAUCAUUAAUUCGACUUAUCAUAGGAGCGUUGACACCACACCGUUUGAGAUGCUUAUUGGAACCAAAAUGAAAACUAAAGAUGACAUCCAACUCAAAGAACUAGUAGAGAAGGAACUAGUAGCCGACUACGAUGAACAAAGAAACGAGAUAAGACGAGCAGCUAAACAACAAUUACUUGAGGUUCAAGCCGAAAACAAACGAUAUUAUGAUAUCCGACGUAAGCCGCCCAGACAAUAUAAUGUAAAUGAUUCUGUCGCUAUUAAAAGGACUCAGCUAGGAGGAGGUCUUAAACUUAGGCCAAAAUACCUGGGUCCAUACCAAAUUGUUAAGGUUAAGCAGAAUGAUACGUAUGAUGUAGUCAAAUCCAGUGAAUGUGAAGGCCCCAAACGUACUACAACAUGCGCAGAAUUUAUGAAGCCAUGGCCAGAUGAAAUUGAGGAUGAGCCUGAUGAGUAAGCCCGCAGGAUGGCCGAGAUGUAGGAGUGAAGUUGCGAGAAGUUUGCAAUAAUAACGAGUAGCUGCAGUUGAAGUUUAGAACAGAGAGCAACAUUAGUUUAAAAGAAGACGCCGCGAGCUUAAGACGUACGACGGAGCCCGUAUUCAUUUUUUUAUUACAAUAAUUUUAUUUGAACUCAAUUUUUCCAUAAACUAAACUAUUUAAUAUUAUAACUGUAUUUUAUAACAUACAUAUGUAUAUUUGAAAUAAAAAUUUAUAAAAUACCAUAUAUUAUAAUAAGAUUUCUCUUGAUUUUAUUUCAAUUAAUCGAGGUUGUCAUAGAAUCCAAUCAUAUUUUUAUUAGAAGCCAAAUUUUUUACAUUUUACAAUUUCGAACUUCAAAAUUUGGAAAAAUUUUGGAACAUUUUCAUGAAUUUGGAACUAUUUUUAAUGUAGUUUCAGAAUAUUAACGCUGUUAAAAUAGUCUCAAAGUCAUGAGGAUUCGUUAAAAUAUGAUUUAAGUUUUAAUUAAGAGCCAAUUUCUUAUAUUUUACAAUUUCAAACUUAAAAAUUUUGAAAAUAAUUUUUAAAUUUUCAUAAAUUUUAAAGUAUUUUCAAUGUAGUAUCAGAAUAUAGGCUUUUUAUGAAAUGUUCGAAAAUUCGAACUUAUGUUUGAAUGGUCUCUGAGUUAUAAGGAUU